Aphanomyces invadans is the source of this 1683-nucleotide messenger RNA. RefSeq lists its product as hypothetical. Lineage: Eukaryota; Oomycota; Saprolegniomycetes; Saprolegniales; Verrucalvaceae. Gene Ontology annotation, molecular function: protein serine/threonine phosphatase activity. Bases 1 to 1683 code for a protein of 560 amino acids. The transcript has 8 exons. The record is from RefSeq and is a predicted model, not a curated record. Gene Ontology annotation, cellular component: nucleus; cytoplasm.
AUGGACCUCAAGCACGACUUAGGGCCGACACUAGUUAUGUCGCCGACCAAGCAGCCCUCCUUUCGCAGCCCCAAGUCUCGCCGUUGCGCAAGCAGCCCACGUCCACCGGCGACUGCCGGCGCCACACCCGAUGUCAUGGCAUUCCAAGCACCUUCUCCAGUGCAAUGCAGCUCCCAAUGCAGUCAUACGCAAGCUUUGCAGCUGCUCGAAAUCAAGCGGCUGCGAGACCAACUGGCGGAGCUUCAGGUCCAGCAUAGCGAACCCAAGGACAAGGUGAAAAUCCCGCGGUCGGUCGCCCCCGCCGUGUUCUCUGUGACCGACGAAGGCACCAAGACGCGCAGCAUCACGACGAGCAUAGGACGCCACGUCAGCGUCGCGACAGGGCACGUACUUCGGUCGAUUCCAAAGCACGUUCCAAAUCGAGUUGCCGAGCGCGUCAGCGAGGCGUUUGUAAACCCUCUCAAAGCGAUUCAGUACCUCAACUCGUUCGAGUUCAGCGCAGACCUCCUCGCGAUGGUCAACCAAGUGUCGGUGCUGUUCCAGAACGAGCCACGCUGUGUCCCAAUCCAGAGUCCCGCGUACGUGAUCGGCGACAUCCACGGCAACUUGUCGGAUCUCAAGUUUUUCUCGGACCACUUGUGGCGCCUCGGCAUUGGGAUCACGGCGGGCACGUUUUUGUUCUUGGGCGACUAUGUCGAUCGCGGCCUGUCGUCGCUUGAAUGCGUGGCGUAUCUCUUUGCUCAGAAGAUCAUGCACCCACACAAAGUCGUGCUCCUCCGAGGAAACCAUGAAACCCGCGCCGUGAACGGAUGGGAAGCGCAUUACGGCACGGGGUCGUUCCUCGCGCAAUGCAAGAAGCGGUUUGGGAACGACGAAGGGUGCAAUGUGUGGCACCAAGUCAACAACGCAUUUGAUUGCAUGCCCGUGUCGGCAGUCAUCGACGAAGACAUCUUUUGCGUCCAUGGAGGUAUUCCCCGACCGGUCGGCGGGCGAAAUCAACUCGACUCGAUUCAAACGAUUCCAUGCUUGGCGUCGUUCGACACGUUGGGCAAGGCGCCGACCAAAGGCGGGGACGAGCAUGCUGAGCUGCUCCAAAUGGCCGAGGAGAUGCUGUGGGCCGAUCCGGCCUGCGAAGCGCAAGAGGUGACUCUGGACAAAUACGGAUUUGGCAAGAGCGCUCGUGGCGGCAACUCGAUAUCGUUUGGAAACGUUGCGAUCGACGACUUUCUCCAUCGGCACAACUUUUCGUACAUCAUUCGAGCGCAUGAAGCGUGUAGCCAGGGCGUGUCGUUGAGUAAAUCCGCGCGCGUCCUCACGGUGUUUUCAACCUCCAAGGACCAUGGCCUGGGGAAGCGAGCAAAAAGCGGCUGCCUCUUGGUUGAACGCGAUCGGAUCUUGAUCUUGAAUCGGUCGCACAAGUACAACGGCGGGUUCGUCCGUCGGCGUAGCAGUGUGCAGCUGUCGUCGAUGCACCCAUCCGACGGGGGAUCGACUGCUUUGUCCGCGGCGCCAACUCGACGAACGUCGGCCGCGUCGUCAAGCGGGGAGCACGCAAAUGACGACGAAGACGAAGAUUCGACCGACGAUGAAGUCGACGACACCAAAACCCUCGGAGGCGGUCCGGCUAGUUCGAAUUCCCAGGUCGCGAUGGACCUGGGCGACAACAACCAGGAAGAAUCGUGA